CAUGUCCGACGUGGAAUCGGACCAAUCCGGGCUCCUGCACGUCCGCGCGUCAUGUGACGACGUCAGUAGCGCUGCACGCGGGAGUCAUUCAACGUGAAAGUUUAGUUUUUUAAACAUUUACUUAUUUCUUCUCGGACCACAGAGCCGACUUUGAACCGGUGAGAUGCUGAGCUCCACCAGGCUGCUGACCCUGGUGCUGGUGGUCCAGCCGGGCAGAGUGCUGCUCGGCCUGAAGAAGAGAGGGUUUGGGGCCGGGAAGUGGAACGGGUUCGGAGGCAAAGUGGAGCCCGGAGAAACCAUUGAAGAGGGUGCACGAAGAGAACUGCUGGAAGAAAGCGGGCUCACGGUGGACGCCCUCCAGAAGGUUGGAAACAUCACGUUUGAAUUCGUCGGUGAACCGCAGUUGCUCGACGUCCAUGUUUUCAGAGCCGACGCCUUUAACGGAGAGCCGACAGAGUCAGAAGAAAUGCGGCCUCAGUGGUUCGAAUGUGACCAAAUUCCUUUCAGUCAAAUGUGGGCCGACGACGUCCUGUGGUUCCCGCUGAUGCUGCAGAAGAAGAAAUUUGUCGGAUACUUUAAGUUUCAGGGUCACGAUGUGAUCCUCAGCCACAAACUGGAAGAGGUGGAGAACAUUUAGGACCGGCCUUCCAAAGUUGAUGAGUUUGUGUUAAAAAAAAAAAAGAAGUAACACUUCAUGUGAAUAAAAAUCUAAUCAAACUGAAAGAAAUAUCCAUUCUGUCAUUUUA
This is a messenger RNA of Cyclopterus lumpus (lumpfish), 746 nucleotides long. RefSeq names its product nudix (nucleoside diphosphate linked moiety X)-type motif 1 (gene nudt1). Gene Ontology annotation, molecular function: 8-oxo-7,8-dihydroguanosine triphosphate pyrophosphatase activity. Gene Ontology annotation, biological process: DNA protection. NCBI's taxonomy places the organism in Eukaryota, Metazoa, Chordata, Actinopteri, Perciformes, Cyclopteridae. Bases 164 to 637 code for a protein of 157 amino acids. The record is from RefSeq and is a predicted model, not a curated record. The transcript has 4 exons.